AUGUUACUUCUACCCAAGAGCAAACGAAGACGAAAUGCCUUUUUCCCAUUAUGGUUAAUUACCACCGUUCUUCUUCUUAUCAUGAUGAGUGUUCUGAUGUCUGUAAUCUACUUUGUACCGGAAAAUAUUUCUCAUAUUCGUCAUUCAAAACUUUUUAUUGUAGCUGCGGUGAUGAUAGUGGAGAUAAUUCUUGUUGUUUUGAUCCUUCAAUAUAUGGUGGCGGAGCGAGUAACGGCUCUUGCGGUGUUGUUAACAGAAGAUGUACUUGUCGUUGCGGGGGAUCCCGUUAGUUUUGAGCGACUCAGUCGUCAUCCAGUAAUAGGCGUGGGUGAAAUUAGUCGAUUGCAGGUGGCGAUUGAACAACUUUUCUUUGGUAUUUCAGAGGAAUUACAACAUCGGGGGAUUAUUCCUAAUAUUAGUUACGGUGCGGGGGCUACUGGGGGAAAAAUAAAUAUGAAUCAAUGGUAUGAAACUACAAUAAAAGCAGCAGGAGGAGGAACUCCUCCAAUAUCAACAACAAUAGGAGGAGGAUUGGGUGGUGGUGAUGAUUAUGAUGAACCAAGUUGUGAAUAUUACUCAUUAAAUAAAUAUUUACAAAGUCAAAGUUAUGGUUAUAAAAAGUUUAGUAUGAGUUCUAUUCUUAAAUCUAAAUCUGAGACGAGUAGGUGGAAUUUUGGUUUUUUAAAUCGUCUAUUCGGUAAAUCAGAUCCACAUCUUUCAGCAUCAGGACAAACACCAACAGAUGCGGAUUUUCAAAGUCUCUGUUCUUCUUCAGGAAAUGAUAUGGGAUUUUUCUCUGGAGCACACACACAUAUAUCAAGGCGAACGAGUGCAGCUGAGACUAGUAGUAAUAGUAGUAAUAGUGCUGCUGUUGCUGCUGCUAUUAUUAAUAAUAAUGACAAUAAUAAUAUUAAUACUACUGAGAUGCUUCAUGUUUCCGAUGAUGAGAGAGGUAAGAGGAACAAAUAUGAUAUACAUGAUAUGGGAACACAGGGAAAUGAGAAUGAUCAUAACACAGUAAUGUUAACUCCCCUCUCUGCAUGUGAACGUCUUGCAUGUGAUCCACUGGAUGAUAACAGCAAUAAUCAUUUUGAAGUGUUGGCAAAAUCACUUCGUCUUGAAGGUGCUAUUAUUAUUCAGGUACUGAAAUCUUUAAGAGUUGGACGUUCUCUUAGUUCUGUUACACUACCAGUACAUAUUUUAGAAAGUCGUUCUCUUUUAGAAUUACUUUCGGAUAUGUUUGUCUCUUGGGAUUUACUCUUACCUCUUGCCGUGUGUAAUGAAAAUGUUAUCCAUCCUGUAGAUCGCAUGCGAGUAAUGUUGCGUUGGUUUCUCGCUGCAUAUCACUGGCGACCCAAAGGAAUCUCUAAGAAACCAUAUAAUCCUAUUCUAGGUGAAGUAUUUCUUUGUAAAUGUCCUGCGCCUAUGCCUGAAAAUAUUAUACCAAGUGAGUAUUCCUCUGAAUGCACAACCAUAGCAAAGGAUAAAAAUAAUAGUAAUAAUAAUAAUAAUAAUCCUUCUGUACAAUAUGUGAAGAGUUCGUUGGGAUGUAUGCGUUUUAUUGCGGAACAGGUUUGUCAUCGUCCACCUGUGAGUGUUUUUUACGCUGAAGUUCCAGGCAUUAUUAUCGUAAAAGGGGUAUUUAUCCCACAAAGCAAAUUAGUUUCCAUCAAUUGUGCAGCGAGUAUUAGUUGUUCUUCUAUACAUGUUAGUUUUCCCCAAACUGGAUAUUCCUAUAAUUGUUCUUUACCAAAUGUCUACGCCUCUGGCGUUGUUGCCGGCACCCCACGCCUUGAACUUGGCGGAACCUCACAAUUAAAAGAUUGUCAUUCCUCCACUAAUGCGACGUUAAAGUUUCUCCGUAAAGGAUUCUUCGGCGGGAAAUAUGAUGAAGUGGUGGCCACCAUCACCACAGAGGAUGGGAUGUCUGCGGCGGAGGAGUACGCAGGGGUCUGGCACGGGGCGGUGUACCCCACACACCCAACCAACACCAUCCCCGGAAGAGAGAGGGACAAUGUACGUGAAAAAAUAAUAAUACCAACAACAACGGCGAGAGUUCCACUCUUUGAUGCGGAUAUUUUUCAGAGAACUCGCGGGAUGUGUUGCCGUCGCCCGCACGCCUGUCCGGUGGAUGGUGGACACCCCAAACAAAGUCGGGCGGUGUGGAAAGAUGUCACGAUGGCAAUUCGCCGUGGAGAUGUCGAGGCCGCAGCCCGUGCGAAGUUCCUCGUGGAAGAGGCCCAACGCGCAGAACGGCGUCAAAUGGCGGAAGAAGAACGACAACACCAACCGCAGUUUUUUCGUUUUGUUGGGAAUGGGCAUAUUGGACCUGGGAAUGAGGCGGAGUUGGGAAAACAGGAAUGUUGGGAAUUCACAGGACGGGAGUUGUUAUUUCGUUAG
Messenger RNA from Trypanosoma theileri, 2400 nucleotides. Its product is annotated as putative oxysterol-binding protein. Gene Ontology annotation, cellular component: membrane; cytosol; intracellular membrane-bounded organelle. Gene Ontology annotation, molecular function: sterol binding. The transcript has a single exon. The coding region runs from base 1 to 2400 and encodes 799 amino acids. NCBI's taxonomy places the organism in Eukaryota, Euglenozoa, Kinetoplastea, Trypanosomatida, Trypanosomatidae. The record is from RefSeq and is a predicted model, not a curated record.